Molecule: messenger RNA, 764 nt
Organism: Zeugodacus cucurbitae (melon fly)
Lineage: Eukaryota; Metazoa; Arthropoda; Insecta; Diptera; Tephritidae
Exons: 2
Coding region: 98-334 (78 amino acids)
Source: RefSeq, a predicted model, not a curated record
CUCCGUUGACAUUAUGUAUAAAAGGGCAGCUCGUACUUUCCAGUCUACAGUUCAAUUUAACUUUCUCAUCACUUAAGUAUUAAAUUUUUUCGAGAAAAUGGCAAAAUUCGUUUACGCAACUGUAAUUCUGCUAUUACUUGGUGUUGUAAUGAUUCAAGCUCAAAUUUGCCGACCCUACACAGUGACGCUGCGUCCUGGUCAACGUAUAUGCAUACCUAGCUGUAUACCAAGACCAAGUCCAUGUAUAACGGCUAAAAGAACAAUUAAAGUAGAUACAUGCCUGACGGGAUGUUGUCGAUCGGGCAGUGUUAGUCAGCCCGUGAAGAGGGGAUAAUUCGGAUGUAUAAUGAAUGUACACAGUUCUUUUUUAUUUCUCAAGUUUUGUAAUUUUCACUAAAAAAACUAAAAAGUUUUUAACAGAAAAUAAAAAAUUGAGAGCAUUAUUUGAUUUCCUUUCUUAGCGUCACAGUUGUGGGUCUCAGCAGACUUAACACUUUUAACGAAAGCUAUUGCGUGUGCAGAAAUAUCUGAGUAAACACAGCCAGCGGGGUUUCAGCUGUUCAAAAACUGUUACUGUAAUUCGAUAAUUUUAUUUAGACUUCUAUUUCCCACAGCUGAUUUUUUAAACAUGAAGCUUUGUGUUCCAAAAUAUUCGAGGAAAAUUAAAAGCAAAGUAAUGCAAUAUUUUUUUUAAUUCCAGCAAAUGCUUGUAUGAUACAAAUACGCCUGACAAAACCCGGUCGACGCAUAUGUGAACUGAAGUG